AUGUCUUUGUCUGAUCUGAUUCAAAAUGCUAAGCUUAAAUUUGGAGCUACUAAACCAUAUAGCAUUCAAACAGAGUUUGCAACAGACAUGAUCAAAGCAUUUCAAGAGAAUAAAAUCGGAUUUUUUGAAAGUCCCACAGGAACAGGUAAAUCAAUGUCUGUUCUAACAUCCUCAUUAGCAUUUAUACAAGAAAAAAACAAAGAUAUUGCUGAUUCUUAUGCAUAUGGAACAGAUAAUGAUGAUAUUGCAGAUAUUCUUUAUGCAAACAAGCCUAAAAGAAGCAAAUUAAUAGUUUGUACAAGGACUCAUAGUCAAAUUAAAGAACUUGUUAAUGAAUUAAAGCGUCCAAGUUUACUCAGAUAUAAAGAUUCGCGAAGAACUACGCGCUGCAUCUCUCUUGCUUCCAGAAGAUUCUUAUGUAUCAAUGAUGUAUAUGCAAAUUAUUCAGGUUCUGAGCUAAAUAACGUUUGCAAAAAAUCGUGUGAUUAUUAUAAGAAUUUUAAAGACAGGAAAGCAGAUAUUCUCAAGAAAAUAUCAACCGAGCCACAUGAUAUAGAAGAUCUGAUGUCAUUUGGCCGCGCUGGUAUCUUCUGUCCCUACUUUGCUUCAAGAGCAACAAUUAGAUUCAGUGAUGUCAUAUUAAUGCCAUACCAAACUCUAUUCCAGCAGCAAACUCUUGAAUCCCUGAAGAUAGACAUAUCGAAUGCAUACAUUGUCAUUGAUGAAGGCCACAAUUUAGUUGAUGCACUUAAUUCUAUGUAUUCUAUCUCUCUAACCAAAGCAGAAGAUAUCACAGGAGUUACCAAUGGCCUCAAAGAGUUCCAAAUGAAGCUUACUAAAGUAAAAGGACCAAUUUCAGAAGAUCCAUCAAAAUUAGAAGACGAUAAGAAGCCAGUUGAAGAAACUCCUCAGAACCAACUUAAAAAAGAGAUUAUGAUGAACAUGUCUACACUUAAUAGAAUUGCAACUGGCAUUAUUUCUGUAAUGAAUAAAGUUGCUAAAGGACAAUUGCCAAAAGUAAUGGAAAUGAAUGAUUUUCAAGAAUCAUCAGGCCUGAGGAACAUCAAUCCCUUCAUUUUGCUUGAUUUCGUGCAUGAAAAAUCCUUAGUUUACAGAAUUUGCGGCAAAAAAGAAGAAAAAGAAAGAUUGUCAUCGACAACAGCCUUCAGAAAGCUUUUACAGUUCGUUGAAGCAAUGGGAAACCCAGAUAAAUACGGAAGAGUCAUUGUCACAGAGAACUCUGUUUCUUACAUGCUUCUGAAUCCUUCUUUAGUUUUCGCACAAGUUGCAAAAACUGCAAAAUCUGUUUGUUUGGUCGGAGGAACUUUGCAGCCAUUUUCUGACUUAACUGCACAGUUAAUUGACCAAAACUCGAUACCAGAGGAUAGAAUCUUUACACAUGUGAACGGGCAUGUUAUUCUUGCCGAAAACGCGUUGACUUUUUGUCUUCAUACAGGUCCAAACAAAGAAAAACUCGGAUUUACUUAUGAAACACGUCAAAACGAGAGAUUGUUUGACGAAAUUGGCCAAAGCUGCUUAGAGUUAAGUUGUGUUGUUCCAGGAGGUAUCAUAUAUUUCUUCACAAGCUUUGAUAUAUUAAACAAAGCUUACAAAUACAUCGAAACAAAAUCAUAUAAAGAGAAAAUAGAAAACCACAAAUUCAUAUUAAAAGAAACACAAAAUCCAAAUGAUUUGGAUAAACUCAUGAGAACAUUCAAGAGCCACAUUGAUAAACAAAGAGGAGACUUCACAGGUGCUGUUCUUUUCGCAGUAAUGAAUGGAAAACUGAGUGAAGGAAUUAACUUUGCAAAUGAUUAUUGUCGAUGUGUUGUUUGUGUUGGAAUGCCGUUUUCAAACAUGAAUGACAUGCAAAUUAGCGAGAGAAUGAAGUUCUUCGACCAAAUGCAGAAAGAUGGAAUUUCCUCGUGUGGAGGAAGACAGUUUGUUGAGAAUACUUGCAUGAGAAUCGUCAAUCAAUCAAUUGGAAGAUCAUUUAGAAACAUCAAAGAUUAUGCUGUUGCAAUUUUAUUCGAUGAAAGAUACAAUGACCACAAACAGCUUCUUCCUGGAUGGAUCCAAAGAAAUUACCAAGAUAUACAAUAUUGGAACGAUGCAAUGAAUUCCGUUAAAUCAUUCUUUAAUAAGAAACAUUAA
Molecule: messenger RNA, 2154 nt
Organism: Trichomonas vaginalis G3
Lineage: Eukaryota; Parabasalia; Trichomonadida; Trichomonadidae
Product: DNA repair DEAD helicase RAD3/XP-D subfamily member family
Exons: 1
Coding region: 1-2154 (717 amino acids)
Biological process (GO): establishment of sister chromatid cohesion; nucleobase-containing compound metabolic process
Cellular component (GO): nucleus
Molecular function (GO): DNA binding; ATP binding; DNA helicase activity
Source: RefSeq, a predicted model, not a curated record